GGGUUUCGAACAGAGCGGGGCUGUUCCGCAACCAUCCGAGCAGCCUUUGGAAGCAGCAGAUUCGCAGCUGAUCCAGAGGCGAGCAGAGUACGUGAAGCUCGUUGAGCAGUCCUUUUUCGAUCUAAGAGAAGGAACCAAGUACUAUGGCAUACCGAAAGAGUGGCUCAAUGCUUUUCUGAAAGGAGCACCACAGGAGGCCGCUGCUCUGGGUCCUAUUAAUACAAGCAGCAUUCUGGAUCAUACGGAGCUUUGCAUCAAUCCGGCCACUAAUCCGGAGUUUGUUGCAGAGCAAGUCUUUGCGAAACUUGUCGAGUGGUACGGCGUGGAUGGUCCCUUUGUGGAGCGGCAAUUAUUUAUGGACAAGAAAGACGGGCAGCUCAAACUCGAAACGUAUCCGUUGUAUAUAAUUCCGCAUCUGCUUUGCAAUAAUCCCGAAACCAUUAACAGAUACAGAUUGGCCGGCGCAAGGCCAUUUUUGAUAUCUGCUCUGAGUACUGCCAGAGACCUCAAGCUAGCAGUGAAAAAACAGUUCGAGAUUGGGAAGGGCACCACCAGAAUAUGGAGAAUCACGCCGGCAACCAGAUUGCCUGUGAUCCUCACUCCUCAGGACCUGUCAAACAUCACUUCCAAGACGCUAAUCCCAGCAGGAAAGAAAUCUGGCUCCAUAAAACUGGAGGACCUUAAUAUCAGUGAGCACAACAUUCUUAUCGAGAUACAACAGGAGGAUGGAACAUAUCCAAUGGACACAUCCUCGACGGUUACCCUUGGAUCGGGAUUAGUGGGACUCAAUAAUCUGGGAAACUCUUGCUACAUGAAUUCUGCUCUUCAGUGUUUGGUUCAUAUCCCGGAGCUCACCAAUUAUUUUUUGUAUGAUUAUUACGAAAAGGAAAUUAACAGAGAUAACCCCCUGGGAAACGAUGGGAAAGUGGCGUCUGCCUACGCAGGCCUGGUAAAGCAUUUAUUUGACAAACGCUUCGCGGGAACUUCAAGCUCAUUUUCACCAAGAGACUUCAAAUAUACAAUCGGAUACUAUAACUCAAUGUUUGCAGAUUAUCACCAACAGGACUCACAGGAACUGAUAGCUUUUCUUUUGGACGGACUGCACGAGGACCUCAAUAGAAUUUUGAAGAAACCGUAUGUUGAAAAACCAGAGCUCCCGGACGAGAAAGUUAACGAUUUGGAUGAAGUGCGGAAAUUGGCACAGAAGUGCUGGGACAGCCACAAGCUGCGAAAUAACUCCGUCGUUAUCGACUUGUUUGUGGGGCUAUACAAGUCGACUCUAGUGUGUCCAUCUUGCGGCAAGAUCAGUAUCACAUUCGAUCCUUACAAUGAUCUCACUCUACCAUUGCCGGUUCAUAAGAAAUGGAUUGGCAAAGUCAAUGUGUUGUUGGAAGAAGGGUAUCCAAAAAGUCUAGAAGUGGAGCUUCCUAAGUCUGCUACAUUUGCUGACCUCAAAGUGUACGUUGCGGAUAAAGUGAAAGUGCCUAUCGAUGAGCUGCUUGCCAUUGAGGUGUUCCAGUCGCAAGUGUAUAAAAAUUUCGAGGCCAAGGAUUCAGACACACGCUACCUGCCCAUUUCUGAUCUAAUCGGCCAGAACGACGAGAUAUGGUUCCACCAGAUCAAACAUAGGCCAGGAGACUUGGUUGUUCCUGUUUUUAAUACUCUCUCAGACUCAAGAAACACCAAGCCUUUUGGCAUACCAUUCUUCAUCACGCUCACAAAGGACGAAUGUUAUUCGUUCGGCAAAAUAAGAAGAAAACUGGAACAACGUUACAGCCAGCUUUCGACAUUCGACUUCUUUGCGUCAAGGCAGCAUUUGCAGCAUCAGGCUACAGAAUUUUCUGGGAUUGAGGACGGCAACGAUGAUGAUGUUUCUUUGGCGGAUCCUGAGAUUCCUGGAAAUUAUGCUUUUAGCGUGAAGGUGUUCGAUUCGUCUCACGAGCUCAAAAUUUCGAACAGAUACGGUAGAGGUCUUUACGGAUACUCUAGGUAUUCUCAGGAGGACGAGGAAGACGAUUCAUUAUGGAUUCCUCGCACGCAUAAUAAUUUUAAAGGCCUGCCUGACCUGCUGGAGAGAGUGGAAGGAAAAAAGCGGAGAUUUUACCUAUAUGGAGCCAAGUCUACCGAGACAGUUACUAGUGAGGACUCUGAUCCGGGACUUCCUGGUGAUGGCCCCGAUGAAACAAAUAUGAUGGAUAGCGACCCAAGUGAACAUAGCUUGGCUCCAUUGACAGAGGAGACCAACGGAAUGCAAGUCGAGGACGACGAAAAAGAGGAGCAGCAGGAUUCAGACCCUGAGCCGGAGAGCGUUGCAAGACCUCUGAUUUUCGAAAAGAUUGCGCUUGUCUGUGAGUGGGAGCCUGAAUUUUUUGAUACCUUUUUCACAGGCAUUGAGGAGGACGGACUGGGAGGCAGAGAAACAUGGUCAAACCCAGAGAUAUUGGAAAAUGCUGAGGUGGAGGAAAACAAGCGACUUAUGGCCGAAAGCAGGCGCAAGAACAUAUCUUUGGACAAUUGCAUGGAGAUGUUCUCGACUCCAGAAGUUUUAGGAGAGAACGAUUUGUGGUAUUGUCCAAACUGCAAAGAGCAUAGGCAGGCAACCAAAAAAAUCGAGAUCUGGUCUGUUCCAGACAUACUUACUAUCCAUUUGAAGCGAUUUGAGAACACCAAGAGCUUUAGCGACAAGAUCGACGCUGUUGUGGAUUUCCCCAUAGAGGGCCUGGAUAUGUCCAAAUAUGUUGUCAACUCCAAUGGAGAGGAGAUGAUUUAUGACCUUUUUGCCGUGGAUAACCAUUUUGGUGGACUUGGUGGUGGACACUACACAGCGUAUGCUAAGAACUUUGUUGAUGGAAAGUGGUACUAUUUUGACGACUCGCGAGUGUCUGUCGUGGACCCCACAGAGUCCAUUCGGGGCUCUGCCUAUCUGCUGUUCUAUCGAAAGAGAAGUAGCGAGCCGCUGGGAGGGGAGUUCUUCCGCCGUAUGAUGGGAGAGAUUAGGCAGAGAAAUGCAGAGAACCACAAACGACUGCAGGAGUCUUUGAAGCUGGACGCUCUGAGAGCAGACAGCAUAGAUGAGUCUCCGACACCGAUGGAGUCCUUGAACACUACAGAGAGUGGGACCAGUGCUACAACCACUACAGAUGUUGCUUCUGAUGAGAACGAGCAAGGCUGCCAUGAACUAAAAAGCGAGCGAAGCGAUGAGACUGAGUCGUUAGUCUCGGAUAAUCUUAUCAAGCGUCGCAAAAAGAUGCUAGGUGAUGGCCACGUCGAUUCUACUAUCGGCUCUCCGGCUAGCGACGUUGACGACAACGUGUCCACGUUCAGUGGAAACGCCAUUGCCCCUGCCGAUAUCAAUGAU
Molecule: messenger RNA, 3358 nt
Organism: Ogataea polymorpha
Lineage: Eukaryota; Fungi; Ascomycota; Pichiomycetes; Pichiales; Pichiaceae
Exons: 1
Biological process (GO): protein deubiquitination
Molecular function (GO): cysteine-type deubiquitinase activity
Source: RefSeq, a predicted model, not a curated record